CGAGGACUUGUGGGAAAAAGCCCAGGAAGGCGGGGUUCGGGGGCCACUGGCUGCGGGCGGGACGCGGCGGAGGUGCGGAGCUAACGGCCUGGUGAGAGGUUGAUUGGUCAAAACUCUGCAGGCCAUAAUGACUUCAACCAAUAAAACAAUUGAAUUACAACUACAAGUGAAACAAAAUGCAGAAGAAUUACAAGACUUUAUGAGGGAUUUAGAAAACUGGGAAAAAGAUAUUAAACAAAAGGAUAUGGAACUAAGAAGACAGAAUGGUGUUCCUGAAGAGAAUUUACCUCCUAUUCGAAAUAGGAAUUUUAGGAAAAAGAAGAAAGGCAAAGCUAAAGAAGCUUCUAAAAAAACCAAAGAUGAAAACACAAAAAACAGGAUAAAAUCUUAUGAUUAUGAGGCAUGGGCAAAACUUGAUGUGGAAAGUAUCCUUGAUGAGCUUGACAAAGAAGAGAGUACCCAUGAUUCUGUGUCUCAAGAAUCAGAGUCAGAAGAAGAUGGAAUUCGUGUAGAUUCACAAAAGGCUCUUGCCCUAAAAGAAAAGGGCAAUAAGUACUUCAAACAAGGAAAAUAUGAUGAAGCAAUUGAAUGCUACACCAAAGGCAUGGAUGCUGAUCCGUAUAAUCCCGUGUUGCCAACAAACAGAGCCUCAGCGUACUUUAGAGUGAAAAAAUUUGCUGUUGCUGAGUCUGAUUGUAAUUUGGCAAUUGCCUUGAACAGAAGUUAUACAAAGGCUUAUGCAAGACGAGGUGCUGCUCGAUUUGCUUUGCAAAAAUUAGAGGAUGCCAAAACAGAUUAUGAAAAAGUAUUAGAACUGGAACCAAAUAACUUUGAAGCAACAAGUGAACUCAGGAAAAUCAAUCAGGCUCUAACAACCAAAGAAAACUCAUAUCCAGAGGCACCUGAUAUGAUGAUUAAGUCAACUGAAGGAGAGAAAAAACAAAUUGAAGAGCGGCAGAAUAAGCAGCAGGCAAUUUCAGAGAAAGAUCUGGGGAAUGGAUUUUUCAAAGAGGGGAAAUACGAAAGAGCAAUUGAAUGCUAUACUCGAGGGAUAGCAGCAGAUGGCGCUAAUGCCCUUCUUCCAGCUAACAGAGCAAUGGCCUAUCUGAAGAUUCAGAAAUAUGAAGAGGCUGAAAAAGACUGCACACAAGCUAUUUUAUUAGAUGGCUCAUAUUCUAAAGCUUUUGCCAGAAGAGGAACUGCAAGAACAUUUUUGGGAAAGUUAAAUGAAGCCAAAGAAGAUUUUGAAACUGUUUUACUUCUGGAACCUGGAAAUAAGCAAGCAGUAACCGAACUUUCCAAAAUUAAAAAGGAAUUAAUUGAGAAAGGACACUGGGAUGAUGUCUUUCUCGAUUCUACUCAAAGGCAAAAUGUGAUAAAACCCAUUGAUAGUCCACCUCAGCUUGGAUCAACUAAACCACUCAAGAAGGUUAUUAUUGAAGAAACUGGUAAUUUGAUACAGACUAUUGACGUGCCAGAUAGCACUACGGCUGCUGCUCCAGAGAGUAAUCCUAUUAAUCUAGCAAAUCUAACAGCAAGCACAGGCACUACAAGUAAGAAGAAUUCAAUCCAAGAUGACCUUUUGCCCACAAAUGAUAUUCCAAAAGCAAAAGUAUUGAAAAUAGAAGAAAUCAGUGAUACUUCAGCUCUGCAACCUCAUGUUAAUUUGAAACAGGAUGUGCGUCGGUCUUUCAGUGAGAAGAUUUCUGUAGAGGUAGAUAAAAUACCUGCUCAGUUGAUCACAACUGUUCUUCCUCCAGUUCCUGCAAACUCUUUCCAGCUUGAAUCUGAUUUCAGACAUCUGAAAAAUUCUCCAGAUAUGAUAUAUCAGUAUUUGAAGAAAAUUGAACCAUCCUCGUAUCCUAAGUUGUUUCAGAAAAAUCUAGAUCCAGAUGUAUUCAACCAAAUCAUUAAAAUUCUUCAUGACUUUUACAUUGAAAGAGAAAAGCCAUCACUCAUCUUUGAAAUCUUGCAAAGACUUUCUGAACUAAAAAGGUUUGAUAUGGCAGUGAUGUUUAUGUCAGAACCUGAGAAAAAAAUUGCACGUGUAUUAUUCAAUCACAUAGACAAAUCAGGAUUGAAGGGUAAUUCUGUUGAAGAACUCAAGAAAAAAUAUGGUGGUUGAUUUCCACUUUUACUGAAAUUAUUUUCUUUGACUUUCAUAUGUAAAUUUUUUCUACUGAAAUAAAGUGUUUUGUUUUGCUUUUAAGAAAAUGAAAUACAGGAAAGUACUGUCUUUGGAGAUAAGCUAAUUAAAUAUAAAGUGAGUCGUGA
Messenger RNA from Rhinolophus ferrumequinum (greater horseshoe bat), 2274 nucleotides. RefSeq names its product RNA polymerase II associated protein 3 (gene RPAP3). Gene Ontology annotation, molecular function: protein binding. The transcript is spliced from 17 exons. Bases 128 to 2125 code for a protein of 665 amino acids. The record is from RefSeq and is a predicted model, not a curated record. Lineage: Eukaryota; Metazoa; Chordata; Mammalia; Chiroptera; Rhinolophidae.